UCAAGUAACUCUUUUAUCACAAAAUUAAUUACCAGUGUUUCCAUUUAUAGGAUCUUACCUAGCCGUAUGGCCUGCUGCCUCUGCCAAUUUAAAAAUACGAUUGAGGUUGCCUGGAAGACAGUCAAGCUGCAUUGUGACAGUGAAUGCCUGACGGACAUGACACGUUGUGAUGAAGAAACAUCUAUAGGGAAUGCAGAAGGCUCGUUGAUGAAGGUGUUACAAGCCCGGAAAAAGAACAACAGCAGCGAACUGACUAUUGAGUCAGAGAGGGCGUCGUCAGAUAAAAGUGCUGUCAGCUUGUCAGGCUUCAUGAAGGAGCAGCUGGACUUUAAUAAUAAAAGUGAUAUUAUCAGUGCACUAAAUUACAUACUGCCUUAUACCUCAGAGGGAAAUCGAGGAGAUGUGGAAUCAACAUUAUUACCAUUCAUUCAACUUCUGUUUUCGAAUACAAAAGAUGGAGAUAUGCCGCAGGGCCUUUUGAAAAACAGUACAAGGAGCCCUUCUGUUAAACCUGUACCCAACAAUUCAAGUAAUAAAAACAAAUUGAGGAAACUCCAUUUUGUGGAAAAUCUGUUAGCUGCAGAAACUCAAGAAAACAUUGAUGAUGUUAAAACGGAAGAAAAACCUGCCACGCGUACACCUUCCAGCCUUUUAAGUACCAUGUUUAAACUCUACAUCUUUCAAAAGAAAUUGCAAACUGCCCAACCACAGAAAGAAAAAUCCCCAUCCGAAGUUAAAAGCAGAUCAAAAGACUUAUCCAACACUAUUCAUGUUUUAGAAAAUGCGAAGAAUAGCAUUCGAAAUAUUAAGGACUUCGAACUAAUCUCACAUUCUGGAAAAAAAUACAUCUUCCAUAAAAUUAGGUCUCAUCGGGUCCACAGAAAACCCAGAGGCAGAAGGAGUCGAAAGUUCAGAAAGAAAAGUUCACUCAAUACAAUGAUGCUUGCAAGUCCUCCGUUCUCUGUACUGAGGAGUCUCAUAAAUUCCCCUCCACGAGAGGCUGUUUCAUCUCCAGGAGAAGUGACUUCUCAGGAAAAGCCUUUUGCAGAAUUAUUUUCUCUUUCAGACCCUUCUGCAGAAAACACUAAUACUGCACAAGAUGUUUCUGAAGAAAUUGUUUCUACAGGAAACUCUACUCUGCCAGGAGGAACCGGCCCUGGAAACACUACCCGUAGGAACGUGUCCACUGCACAUUCUACUGUUGCUGCAGACAACAGUACGCCAACUGUUCAACACACCAACGAAACACAAUGGGAGUACCACAACACGGGCACUGAAUUAUCGUCUAAGCCCACAGGCUUCACUUUCCCAGGGCUCACAUCCCCAGGUGAUCAAGUUGAAACUCAGCUAAACCAGCAGCUACGGUCCCUCAUCCCCAACAAUGACGUGCGAAGGCUCAUUUCUCAUGUUAUCCAGACUUUAAAGAUGAACUGCUCAGAAACCCACUUGCAGCUGGCCUGUGCCAACCUCAUCUCUAGAACAGGCCUCCUGAUGAAGCUUCUCAGCAAGCAGCAAGAAGUACAUGUGUCCAAAGCGGAAUGGUAUACGGACGAGUGGAAAGCUGACAACUGUAUCAGUGAGAGCACAGAAGCCCAGAGUGAGCAGAAAGGGCAGGAGUCAAGUGAGCUCACAAAAGAAGUUCCAGGAUAUGGCUAUAACAACAAACUCGUCUUGGUAAUAUCCGUAACUGGAGUAGUGACGAUUUCGAUUGCAAUUCUCUGUCUCAUUGAGGUAAGGAAAAUAAAUAAUUCAGAUUCAGAACCCACAGACUGA
Messenger RNA from Lipotes vexillifer (Yangtze River dolphin), 1773 nucleotides. RefSeq names its product putative LRRC37B-like protein 1. NCBI's taxonomy places the organism in Eukaryota, Metazoa, Chordata, Mammalia, Artiodactyla, Lipotidae. The transcript has 3 exons. The record is from RefSeq and is a predicted model, not a curated record. Bases 67 to 1773 code for a protein of 568 amino acids.